AAAUCUUUGGCGACAGAACACGCAAUAAUUUCAACUAUUCCGGAAAAAAUCUUUCUCUUUUGUGCCUUCAAAGUACAGAUAUAUAUUACAAAAAGUUUUCAUAAGUUUUUUUUCAUUUCUAAAAAAAUAAGUCGAAAUGUUUCGUGUAACGCAACGCUUUGCCUCGCGGGUUAUGCAGAUGCGUAAUGCAAAAGCAAUCAUCAAGCGAAAUUAUUCGCAGAUGAUAAACCAAAUGCUGCAGAUUCAGCAGAUGGAAAUCUGUGCAGAUCCCCCGUCUCGGGGCCUUAUUAUCGGAGUAUAUGCGGAUGAAGAGGACAAAAAUGAUGCCGGCAUCCUAACUCAGGCCGGCUGGCGAUAUAACGUGCAGAAGACGCAUGGACGAUUGCUGGAGGUCCUACGUAUGUCUGGACCCAUGCCAAAGCGUGGAGAAACGCGUCUGCUCUUCGCGAUAGAACCAGAGCGAGUACCUUACUACUCGGCGGUGGCUGUCAUCGGUCUGGGAAAAGAGUGCCUCGGCUAUAAUCCCUACGAGGUGCUGGAUGAGCAGAAAGAGGCCAUCCGUCGGUCGGUGGCUGAUGCUUGUCGGAUUCUGGCCGAGCUGGAUACAGAUCGAAUCGAAGUCGAGAACUGUGGUCAUGCCGAAUCGGCGGCUGAGGGCGCAGCUCUGGGCAUCUGGGUGUACCAGGAGCUGCGUGAUCCCAAGAAACGUAUGUCAGUGCCAUCCAUCGAUCUGUAUACCACCAAGGAUGAGAUAUGCGAUAUUGAAGGCUGGCGCAUUGGACUGCAGAAAGCUGCUGCUCAGAACCUUACGCGCCAGCUUCAGGAAAUGCCUUCGAACCUUCUGACGCCAACAGCAUUCGCCCAGAAUGUUGUGGAGGUUCUGUGUAAAUCAGGUGUGAACGUGGAAGUCAAAGUAGAGGGAUGGGCYGAGAGUCAGUCGAUGCAUGCCUUCCUUGCAGUUGGCAAAGCCUCUUGUGAACCGCCCAUCUUCCUCGAACUGAGCUACUACGGCACUUGUGCGGAGGAGCGUCCCAUUGUGUUGGUCGGACAAGGUGUGACCUUUGACGCCGGAGGCUUGUGCCUCAAGGAACGUCARGAACUUUAUCACAUGCGUGGUGAUAUGACGGGAGCUGCUGUUGUGGUGGCCACCUGUCGUGCCGUGGCGGGGUUGCGUUUGCCAGUUAACAUUCGCGGCCUUAUUCCACUUUGUGAAAACGUCAUUGGUUGCAAUUCGUUCCGUCCCGGAGACAUGGUCAAGUCGAUGAAUGGCAAGACCAUUGAAGUUCAGUGUACCGACCAUGAGGAUGUUCUAGUUCUAGCUGAUGCAUUGCUCUAUGGCCAGAACUUCUGCCCCAAGUGCAUCAUUGACAUUGGCACCUGCUCGGGCUACAUGCGCCAAGCYUUAGAUGAGGCUGCGUGUGGCGUCUUCACCAAUUCUGAAAUCCURUGGCAACAGAUCAAACAUGCCAGCAUGCAUACCGGUGAUCGCGUCUGGCGUUUCCCUCUAUGGAAUUACUAUAGUAAGACUGUCCGCUCUGGUGGACGCAGUGAUGUUCAGAAUUAUGGUAUUGGGCGUGGUGGCCGUCCCUGUAAAGCCGCUGCUUUCCUGAGGGAGUUUGUGCCUUGUGGUCAAUGGAUGCACAUUGAUGCUUCCAAUGUUAUGGUAACAGUAGGUGAUGAGUACGAGUAUUUGAGAAGAGGCAUGGCUGGUCGUCCAACUCGCACGUUAAUAGAAUUUAUUGCUCAGACUAUUUGCAAGGAUACUGCUCCAAAGAUGGGCAAGUAAGCAGACGUUGUGUUGCAGUUUAAGUUAUCAAGAGUUUUUCACAUGAAUCGAAGUUAUUUUACAAAAGGUAGACCUGCGACUUUUAAGUAUGUGAGUUUUAAUUUGGACAGAGAGAUGUUAAAAUUCAGUAGUUUAAUCAGGUUUAAAAAAUUAAAUGUUUUAUCAAAAGCAUGUGUAUAAAUACAGACAGUUCUUAGUAUA
This is a messenger RNA of Drosophila arizonae, 1987 nucleotides long. Its product is annotated as crystallomitin S-Lap2. The record is from RefSeq and is a predicted model, not a curated record. Gene Ontology annotation, molecular function: manganese ion binding; metalloaminopeptidase activity. Gene Ontology annotation, biological process: proteolysis. Gene Ontology annotation, cellular component: cytoplasm. Lineage: Eukaryota; Metazoa; Arthropoda; Insecta; Diptera; Drosophilidae.